AUGAAGACCUUCGUUGCUCUUGGGGCCCUGGUAGCUCUGUGCCACUCCGCUUUCGGUCUUGACGAGGGAGCUUAUACGAUCGGAUCCGCAAGUCUUCAAAGCAACAAGAUCCUGAGUGUAAACGAAGAGGAUGGGAAAACCCUGAGUUUUUCUCCCGACAACAACGAUGGAAGCCAAGCCUGGCGCUUUACUCGCGUUGAAUUCGACAAUCAGCGUGAUUUCUUGAUCAACAGUACCUUUAGUGGUGGUUAUAUAAACUGCGGAGAACAAAGAGACUCCCCCUGCGUCCUGGGAGACGAGCCACAGAUUUUCACUGCUGAGCUAGUUGGCGACAACAGUUAUGAGCUAGUUUCACAGCCAAGCGGAUACUUCUUGCGCGCUGAUGGCGAGAAACUGCAAAUCGCCGAAUGGGACCAGAGCCCCGAUGAGCAGUUUGUUUUGACCCAAGUUGAUUAUUAG
Molecule: messenger RNA, 459 nt
Organism: Penicillium cosmopolitanum
Lineage: Eukaryota; Fungi; Ascomycota; Eurotiomycetes; Eurotiales; Aspergillaceae
Product: RICIN domain-containing protein
Exons: 1
Coding region: 1-459 (152 amino acids)
Source: RefSeq, a predicted model, not a curated record